Messenger RNA from Babesia bigemina, 1056 nucleotides. Its product is annotated as TAFII55 protein conserved region containing protein, putative. Gene Ontology annotation, biological process: RNA polymerase II preinitiation complex assembly; transcription initiation at RNA polymerase II promoter. The record is from RefSeq and is a predicted model, not a curated record. NCBI's taxonomy places the organism in Eukaryota, Apicomplexa, Aconoidasida, Piroplasmida, Babesiidae. The transcript has a single exon. Gene Ontology annotation, cellular component: transcription factor TFIID complex. Gene Ontology annotation, molecular function: RNA polymerase II general transcription initiation factor activity. The coding region runs from base 1 to 1056 and encodes 351 amino acids.
AUGUCGGAUAACGAGGCUUCCGUCGAGAGCAGCCUGGUCGACGGGCAGAGCGACGUGACCAGCGUCCCUGCCACCGCCGCAGCCGAGCUUGAGGCGCCAGAUUCCGCACAAGACGAUAACUCCGCAUAUGAAGCAAAUCAGGACGCGGCGACCGCGAGCGGUGCGGUCGCUUCAGGGCCUCCCUCGGAAGUGCUUGCGCAGCCCGACCCUAACCCGCCGAAGUUACAGGGCUUCGACGAGAUCAUAAAGGGGAAGCUUUUGGCGCGCCAUGGCAUAUUCGGCGCGCAUGAGAUAUACGAGGAGGUGCUGUUUAACAAGCCGGCGAAAAGCGAGCGGCACAGCUCCAAGAGGUUGCAAUACGCAGACUCCGGAGGAGCAUGCGACUUCAGCGACAUGGGUUCCAUUGACAAGCACUGCAUCAUCCGCUUUCCCCCCGACAUCGCCGAGGUCAUUAGAGAGCGCAGCGCUGCUAACGAGGAUACCGGCGUAUCGAUCGAGCCAACGGGGCGCUACGACUACCGAGAGUUCGUAGUACGGGUGCGCGGCGUCCCCGUGGAGCUGAUGGGCAUCUUGGUAGAGCUGCCGUGCCACCUCGAGGCGCACAAGACGCUCGACUGCGACAUGCUGUUCAAGGCGGCUGAUGUCUCGCAGAUGAUCGUCGUGCAGGAGCGGAAGGAGGCGGAGGUCACCGUCGAGGCCAUGCGCCAGUGCAUGUGGGAGUGGCCUGACGGCAUUACACCGCCCACCAAGAACAUCCGUAAGCGGCGAUUCAAGGACCUUGACGUGUACAACAACGAAGAGGUCAAGGAGGCCGAGAGGGAGGCGUUGAACUUGCUCAACGGCACGGUGCGCGACAGCUACCACUACGAGGUAAAGAGCGCCCAAGAGGUCCGCGAAUUAGUGGAGAGCUAUCGCAAUGGUAACAUAAAGGAGCGUAUCAUCGGACUCGACGAAGACGUCCAGGAGUACAUAAAAGCCGUGCAGCAAUUUGAACCUGCGCCGGACGACUCCGAAAUCAUGUUUAACGGCGACCACAGCUGCUUUAUGAAACAAUGA